This is a messenger RNA of Lolium rigidum, 603 nucleotides long. RefSeq names its product small nuclear ribonucleoprotein Sm D2-like. Gene Ontology annotation, biological process: spliceosomal snRNP assembly; RNA splicing. Lineage: Eukaryota; Viridiplantae; Streptophyta; Magnoliopsida; Poales; Poaceae. The transcript has 4 exons. Gene Ontology annotation, molecular function: RNA binding. The record is from RefSeq and is a predicted model, not a curated record. Gene Ontology annotation, cellular component: U5 snRNP; U4/U6 x U5 tri-snRNP complex; U1 snRNP. The coding region runs from base 19 to 348 and encodes 109 amino acids.
GCAGAUCGCCGCGAAGCGAUGGCGUCGAUGGCGGAGGAUCCCGCUGCCAAUGGAAAGAAGGAGGAGGAGGAGUUCAGCACGGGGCCUCUGUCCGUGCUCAUGCUCAGCGUCAAGAACAACACCCAGGUGCUUAUCAACUGCCGGAACAACAAGAAGUUACUUGGCCGCGUGAGGGCAUUCGACCGUCACUGCAACAUGGUUCUUGAGAACGUCAGGGAGAUGUGGACUGAGGUUCCAAAGACUGGCAAGGGCAAGAAGAAGGCUCUUCCAGUGAACAAGGACAGGUUCAUCAGCAAGAUGUUCCUCCGCGGGGACUCGGUCAUCAUUGUCCUCAGGAACCCCAAGUGAGUCUGAAGACGACGGUGCCCUGUAACGCCAGAAAAGAGCUUCUUCGCUACGUCGUUAGUUUGUAAUGCUGAAUCCUGUAAGACCAGUCACGAUGCUAGAAUAUUCAGCUGUAUUCGAUGGCCCAGUGUUGUAGUUUGGGACGGUUCUGAGUUUGCCUAUCUUGUACCUAACUUGCACCGCUAGUUUCUUUUCAGAUCAUCAAUAUAUCGGCUGAGGACAAUUUCUAAAACAAAAUCAGAAUGACCGUUUUGCCUU